UUCUCUCGAAACUUUCAGAUUCGCCGUUUUCAUUACAGAAACCUAUACGUAUACACACAUAAAUCCCUUUUUCAACUUUGUGAUUUAUUUUUUCGGUGAUUAACUGUGUUCUUGAAGAUGCAAUCAAGUACCAACGGUGGUGGUUCUGAUCCGCAGCAACAACAAACCACCCAGAACAAUCAGCCUGCGGUGGUGGCAACCACGGCACCGCCGCCGCCAGCGGUUGUAGGGGUUGGGCCACAACAGCAACAGUGGGUGGCGAUGCAGUAUCCAGCCGCAGCGAUGGUAAUGCAGCAUCAAAUGAUGGCGCCGUCUCCGGGACAUUACCCGAUGGCUCCACACUACAUGCCGUACCAUCCACACCACCUCCAUCAUCCGGUGGCGCAACAGCCGCAGCAGGGCUCAGGCGGCGGCGGUGCCGGCGGAGAGAACAGAACGAUCUGGGUCGGUGACCUUCAUAAUUGGAUGGAUGAGGAUUACCUGCGUAGCUGUUUUGCUUCCACCGGCGAGGUUGCCUCCAUUAAAGUUAUUCGCAAUAAGCAAACUGGUUUUUCGGAGGGAUAUGGAUUUGUGGAGUUCUUUUCGCACGCUGCAGCCGAAAAGGUUUUGCAGACAUAUACAUGCAUUGCUAUGCCUAAUACAGAACAACCAUUCCGAUUGAACUGGGCCACAUUUAGCAUGGGAGAUAAGCGUUCGAAUAAUGGUUCUGAUCUUUCGAUAUUCGUAGGAGAUUUAGCUGCGGAUGUAACUGAUACUUUAUUGCAUGAAACUUUUGCUAAUAAAUACCCAUCCGUUAAAGCUGCUAAAGUUGUGAUUGAUGCCAAUACCGGCCGCUCUAAAGGUUAUGGUUUUGUAAGGUUUGGAGAUGAUAGUGAGAGGACUCAGGCCAUGACUGAAAUGAAUGGCACAUACUGCUCGAGCCGGCCCAUGCGUAUUGGUGCUGCUACCCCACGAAAAUCGUCUGGUUACCAACAACAAUAUGGCUCACAAGGUGGUUAUAUGUCGAAUGGUGGUUCUCAAUCUGAUGGAGAUUCUAACAACACUACGAUAUUUGUGGGAGGGCUUGACCCUACUGUAAAUGAUGAGGAUCUUAGGCAGCCCUUCUCCCAGUAUGGUGAGAUAGUUUCAGUGAAAAUACCCAUUGGAAAAGGAUGUGGAUUUGUACAAUUCGCCAACAGAAAUAAUGCCGAAGAGGCACUGCAGAAAUUAAAUGGCACGACAAUUGGGAAGCAGACCGUGCGACUUUCUUGGGGUCGUAAUCCAGCAAAUAAGCAGAUGAGAAAUGAGUACGGAAACCAGUGGGGAGGAGCGUACUAUGGAGGGCACAUCUACGAUGGAUACGAGUAUGCCAUGACACCACCUCAUGAUCCAAGCAUGUAUGCUGCAGCAUAUGGGGCUUAUCCUAUGUAUGGCAUUCAUCAACAACAAGUAAGCUAGCUAAUAUUAUAUCGAGCGAUCGAGGCAGAUGGAUCAGAGCAUCGAUCGUAAAAAUGGGCACAAAUUUGUGUGUUCCAUUUGUAGUAGUGUCCUCUUGGGAGUACUGUAGAAUGCGCCCAACUCUUUCCUCCCUCUUAAUAUGGAGUGGUGGUUGAAUUUUGACUACAUGAGCUAGUUUCGUCGUAGGGUUUCAGUAAACAUCGAUCGGUCAUGUGUUUGUUUUCGCACGUAUCGUGUGGGAUUUUAACUCUUUAAGACUUGGUAUUAGUCGUAAUAAACGAAAUCACAAAAUUUUAUAUGAUGGUUUAUUGGCUCGUA
This is a messenger RNA of Cynara cardunculus var. scolymus (artichoke), 1755 nucleotides long. RefSeq names its product polyadenylate-binding protein RBP47-like. The record is from RefSeq and is a predicted model, not a curated record. Lineage: Eukaryota; Viridiplantae; Streptophyta; Magnoliopsida; Asterales; Asteraceae. The transcript has 6 exons. Gene Ontology annotation, cellular component: cytosol. The coding region runs from base 118 to 1437 and encodes 439 amino acids. Gene Ontology annotation, molecular function: mRNA binding.